UGUGAUACGUUGUGUCGAAAUAUCCAGUUUGAUCGAAAGAACUGACAAAUUUCGUCUGUGCUUAUUUGAACAUGGAGUACGGAAACAUAUUGGAGAAAAAGAGAUAACUGCGUUAGUCCUACGAACAAAAAAAAAUACUGAGGUAAGGAUCAGUGAUGGUCAGUCAUUGAUGUAAUCAGAGAUGAAGGUAUGACGCCUAUGGAAUUUGCGCUCCUCUAUUCCAUAAUGUUGCUGCCAAUUUUUAACUCACAAUGACUAGUCCCAGUCUCAUACUAUAUAAUAUACGCGAUGUGCGAUAGCAUGGAGAUUAUAAAAGAAUAGAGUGGCCAUUGCGGAAAAAUUGAGGAAAAAAUUGAAGCUUUCUAAUGGGGGAAAACUUAUUGGCUAAAAUCUCGUUGCCCGUGGAUGUAAAUUCUCAUUCCUGGGUGCAAAGCCGCGAUGUUUGGGAGGAGCAGGAAAUUCCGAAAAUAAGACAACUUUGAAAACAUCGAUUUUUCCAACAUAGUUCAAGCAAGGACUAAAAACUCAAAAUCAACAAGAAUACCUCGACUUUAAUACAAAACAAGUUUUGGAACGAUGGAAAUGUUUUAAAGUGCUUUUUCUAUGUUGAAGAGCGAUGUUUUAUUUCCGACUUCGGCACGUACAAAUUUUUAUCAUUUUCCUCGAAAUAACAAGGAAAUUCCUCAUUCUUCGCCACAAAUAAAUGUAAAACAGACAGGGCUGUUGAUAAAAUCAGGAUUGAAUACUGGAACAAACUCUUAUAAGAAAGCGAAGUACCAGUAUUUAAAGUUGUUUUGUGAUUUCUUCGUCUUCUUCAGAAACAGUCCAGAAGUAAAGUAACAGAAAAAUCUUUCAGAAGACAGCAUCUUGAUAGCGGUACGUUGACAGGCAGUUAAGUCCAUUUUAAUUAACGAUAUGAAUUGAAAUAAUUGUAUUCCUCUCAAUCAAUCAGAAUUCAGGGUUUUUUCUUGCAAGUUAAAAGGAUAAUUAUAUUCAUAAGAUAAAAAGCAUCAUCUUGAUUUGUUAUGAUUGCUCAUAUGUUGAUUGUUAGUAUAUAGCUAUAUCAUUUUGUUUACAUCUAGUUUUUACAGAAGAUGUAAAAAGUGGUCCAGGGGCCUUGGUUAUAAGUCUAUGUUUAUUAUGUCUUAUUGCUCUCAUGUUACCAACUGUUGGUGAAAAGAACUCGACGCUACCGCCAUAUCUGCAUUUGACUGUAAAUCAAAAACUGAUUGCUGCAUACAUUUUAGGUAAGCUAUACUAAG
This is a messenger RNA of Paramuricea clavata, 1262 nucleotides long. NCBI's taxonomy places the organism in Eukaryota, Metazoa, Cnidaria, Anthozoa, Malacalcyonacea, Plexauridae. The record is from the annotation of a GenBank genome assembly.